Anopheles maculipalpis is the source of this 1052-nucleotide messenger RNA. RefSeq names its product eukaryotic translation initiation factor 3 subunit H (gene eIF3h). Gene Ontology annotation, cellular component: eukaryotic translation initiation factor 3 complex; eukaryotic 43S preinitiation complex; cytosol. Gene Ontology annotation, molecular function: metallopeptidase activity; translation initiation factor activity; protein binding. The coding region runs from base 37 to 1038 and encodes 333 amino acids. NCBI's taxonomy places the organism in Eukaryota, Metazoa, Arthropoda, Insecta, Diptera, Culicidae. The transcript is spliced from 2 exons. The record is from RefSeq and is a predicted model, not a curated record.
UCUUCUUGACUUCUUCUUCUUCUCAAACUCGCAAAGAUGGCAAGUCGUGGAAAUCGUGCUCGUUCUCAACCCAUCGAUAAUACCAUUUCCUAUGUUCAGUGCGAUGGCCUGGCGGCGAUGAAAAUCGUCAAGCAUUGCCAUGAAGAAUCGCUGAACAAUAUGGAAGUGGCCCAGGGCGCACUGCUUGGGCUGGUGGUGGACGAUCGGCUGGAAAUUACAAACUGCUUCCCGUUCCCCAAGUCGGACGAGAUCGAUGAGGAAGAGUACCAGCUGAACAUGAUGCGUCGUUUGAGGCGCGUCAAUGUGGAUCACUUCCACGUCGGUUGGUAUCAGAGCGCGGACGUGGGUAACUUUCUGUCCAGCACGCUGCUCGAAUCGCAGUAUCACUAUCAGACCAGCAUCGAGGAGUCGGUGGUUAUGAUUUACGACACGCAGAAGUCGGCCCGUGGCUUCCUGACCCUCAAGGCGUACCGGUUGACGCCGCAGGCGAUUGCGAUGUACAAGGAGCGUGAUUUUACGCCGGAAGCACUGCGCAAUCUAAAGGUCGGGUACGAGAAUCUGUUCAUCGAGAUCCCGAUCGUGAUCAAGAACUCGGCACUGUGUAAUAUUAUGAUGUCGGAGUUGAUGGAGAUGGUGCCGGAGGAGGAGGGUACACACUUUCUCGAUCUGGGCACGGCGUCCGUGCUGGAAAAUCAUCUCCGCUGCAUGAUGGAUCGUGUCGAUGAGCUGAACCAUGAAGCGACGAAGUUUAACAAAUACCAGCAGGCUGCUAUCCGGCAGGAACAGGAGAAGCAUCGGAUGUUGGCCAAACAUGCGCAGGAAAAUGCGGCCCGCGUUGCGAAGGGUGAGCAAGCGGUGCCGGAAGAGGAAGUGAACAAACUGUUCCGUCCGAUUCCGGUGCCGACCCGGUUGAAUCCAAUGAUUGUGUCCGGGCAGAUCAACACGUACGCGCAGCACAUUUCUCAGUUCUGUUCCCAAUCGCUGGCCAAGCUGUACAUGACGCAGGCACUUCAGAAUGCCAAGGAUAACAAGCAGUAAGGGAAAAUAACGAG